AUAGAAUGGAUCCAAGAAUCCUGCAGUUGUAGUUUGGUUCUUCCUCUCUCUCCGGCGAGUGCUUCUACCUUGUAAUUGAAUUGCCCAUGCAUCAGCUACUCCCCGUCAUCGUAGGGCUGCUGGCCCCCUCGGUUGCGUCUCCCAGCAUUCCUUCUGCGCAACGAAUCUUUAAUCCUUGGUCUCCCCAAGAGGAUAGUGACCUUUGCCCAUUGGCACCGAAAAUCGAAGCGCCGGAUGAUGGCUUUGUCUCCUCGCUCAAGUUCGUCACGGACGAUGCAGUAAAGUUGCGACAGGUCGACCGUCUCUCUCGAGCAGUCCAAGUACCGACCGUCAUCGACGAUUACAUGAAAGAUCCCUAUGACGAGAAAUUUAGUCCAUUCCUCGAAUUCCACGAGCUCCUGCAAUCCCUCUUUCCCUUCCUCCACUCUCACGCCCGUGUAGAUCACGUCAACCGCCUAGGGCUUGUUUUUACCCUCAAUGGCACCGACGACAGCUUGAAGCCGAUCCUCUUCCUGGCUCAUCAGGACGUCAUACCAAUCGACGAUGCUGCUGAUUGGACUUACCCGCCCUUUGCCGGCCAUUUUGACGGCGAAUGGCUCUGGGGCCGUGGUGCCAGCGAUUGCAAGAAUGUUCUGAUCGGUCUUCUGUCAGCUGUGGAGGACCUUCUUUCCCAAGACUGGCAACCCAUCCGAAGUGUCCUCUUCGCGUUUGGCUUCGACGAGGAAUCCCAUGGCUUCCUCGGUGCCGGGAACAUCUCCGAGUCCCUGCAGAAGAAGUACGGCCCAAAUAGUUUCGAAUUCAUCCUCGACGAAGGUGGCAUGGGUCUCGAAACGUUCAGCGACGACGACAACGACAAAGCGGGCGUCACCGACAAUGGGGACGGAGUCAUCUAUGCCCUCCCCGGCGUCGGCGAAAAGGGCAGCCUAGACAUCGUCCUCUCGCUAGCCGUACCAGGCGGGCACAGCUCGAUGCCGCCGCCUCACACGGGCAUCGGCAUCAUCUCCGAGAUCAUCUACUCGCUCGAACGCCGGGACCUCUUCGUCCCUGUCCUGGACGACCGCCACCCCUCGCGGCAAAAGCUCGAAUGCCAGGUCCGCCACUCGCCCUCGCAGGUCGAGCCCUGGCUGGCGUCGGCCCUCCGCUCCUCCGACUAUGUCUCCCUGGCCGAGAGACUCGCCGACUCGCGCGGCGACAAGUUCCGCUUCAUCCUCCAGACCUCUCAGGCGGCCGACCUCGUGGCGGGCGGCGUCAAAUCUAACGCGCUCCCAGAGAAGAUCUCCGCGCUGGUCAACUACCGGGUCGCCCUGCACCAGACUCCCGAAGAGAUCCAGGCCCGUGCCAUCGAGAUCGUCACAUCCAUCACGCAGCGGUACAACAUGACUCUGACCGCGUUCCCCGCGGACAAUCAGGUCGAUACCUCGCUCAACAACCACCUCACCCUUACCACCCUCAGCGGCGCCCUCAACCCGGCGCCCGUCAGCCCGACCAACCUCCGCACUGACCCCGUCUGGGCGCGUUUCUCCGGCGUCACCCGCGCCGUCUUCGAGUCCGUUCCCGCCCUUAAAGGUAAGACCGUCGUCGUCAGCGGCGACAUCAUGACCGGCAACACUGACACCAGGUUCUACUGGCCCCUGACGCGGAACAUCUACCGAUGGAGUCCGUCCCGCGCCGGACGGGCGUUCAAUAUCCACACCGUCGAUGAAAGGGUGAGCAUCGACGCGCAUAUGGAGGCAAUCAUGUUGUAUUAUGAUCUCAUCCGCUCUUUCGACGGUUGGCAGGGUCCGGAGGAGGCCGUGCCUGAACUGUGUGGUCAAUGCUAGCAAGGGCGCGGUGCGGAAUGAGGAUGAAAUACAUACUAAUAAUCAAGCCUUGGCUUCGUGUACCAAUUUGGAACCUUUUCAGAAUAUUUCUUGAGCGGUGUUGGGAAAUAGCUUGAAUGAUGUGAGACUGUAGUGUCCCUUGGC
Messenger RNA from Aspergillus homomorphus CBS 101889, 1964 nucleotides. RefSeq names its product Gly-Xaa carboxypeptidase (gene cps1). Lineage: Eukaryota; Fungi; Ascomycota; Eurotiomycetes; Eurotiales; Aspergillaceae. Gene Ontology annotation, molecular function: metallocarboxypeptidase activity. The coding region runs from base 87 to 1820 and encodes 577 amino acids. The record is from RefSeq and is a predicted model, not a curated record. Gene Ontology annotation, cellular component: fungal-type vacuole lumen. The transcript has 3 exons.